Messenger RNA from Cyclopterus lumpus (lumpfish), 2602 nucleotides. Its product is annotated as TNF receptor-associated factor 2-like. The record is from RefSeq and is a predicted model, not a curated record. The transcript has 11 exons. NCBI's taxonomy places the organism in Eukaryota, Metazoa, Chordata, Actinopteri, Perciformes, Cyclopteridae. Gene Ontology annotation, molecular function: tumor necrosis factor receptor binding; zinc ion binding; ubiquitin protein ligase binding. Gene Ontology annotation, biological process: protein K63-linked ubiquitination; positive regulation of canonical NF-kappaB signal transduction; positive regulation of JNK cascade. The coding region runs from base 188 to 1975 and encodes 595 amino acids. Gene Ontology annotation, cellular component: plasma membrane signaling receptor complex; cytoplasmic side of plasma membrane; cytosol.
CCCAGCCCUGAAAGUGCAAUGGCGAUAUUGGACAAUAACAGCCAUCGCUUUCGGGGGAGCACGUCUAUAUUAUGUGGCUAACGUUGAAGAAAACACCUCCAGUCGGCUGCGAAACCACACGCGACACCGACACGCUGCGCGAGCGACUGCCUGCGACCAGGAAAGGUGUGACGCUUGAACAGACGCCAUGGCCACGCAGGAGCCGUCCCCUCCCUCGUCCAUGGAGAGCAACAAGCCCGGCUUCCCCAAGAAGAUCCUGGGCAACAAGCUGGAGGACAAGCACCUGUGCAACUGCUGCCACAACAUCCUCAGACGGCCGUUUCAGGCGCAGUGUGGACACCGCUUCUGUUCCUACUGCUUCAACAGGACUGUGAGUAAUGGACCUCAGAAAUGCAGCGCCUGCAUUAAAGAGGAUAUUUUUGAGGAUCCAACAUCGAUUUUGAAACAAGGAUGUGCUUUUCCGGACAACGCCGUGCGACGGGAAGUCGAAAACCUCUCGGCCGUUUGUAUCAAUGAAAAUUGCACCUGGAAGGGCAGCAUUAAAGAGUACGAGCUGACCCACGAGGGGAAGUGUGAGUUCAUGAUCAUCCCCUGCCCGUCCUGCAAAGAACGGAUUCGCUUCAACGAACAGGAGCGCCACAGCGAGCGAGAGUGCCCGGAGAGGACGCUCAACUGCAAGUACUGCAAGGAGCCGUUCCACUUCAAAAACAUCAAGGCGCACGAUGAGAUCUGUCCCAAGUACCCGAUGAUCUGUGAAGGCUGUGCCAAGAAGAAAAUACCCAGAGAAAAAUACGUGGACCAUAUCAAGUUCUGCAGCAAAUUCAGAACUCCGUGUCGAUUUCACGUCGUGGGAUGUGAUAUGUCUGUGGAAAAGGAAAAGAUUCACGACCACGAGCGCGCCUUCGCCUACGAGCACCUCAAUCUGUUGCUGCACUACAUUAUGGGCAUGAAAGUGAGCAUGGAGGGCCUGCAGCCCCAGGGACUGGAAGUCGCCGGCCACAAACUGCUGGAGCUCCAGCAGUCCCUCAGGGAGCUCGAGGCCAGAGUCUCCCAGCUUAGCACCACCUCCUCUGGGCCUCCCGUGCAGGGAGCCUCCGCCGUCGCCUCCUCCUCCUCAUCCUCCAGCUCCGGUCCGCCUGGUCCGACCGCCUCGGCUCCCCUCCCGUCGGCUCCCGUUCUGUCCGUGUCCACCUCCUUCACGCCUCUGCCCAGCUCGGUGGGCGCGGCGCUGGAGCUCCAGCUCCACAGCGAGAAGACCAAAGUGGCGGAGCUGGGUCGCAGGUGCACGGAGCUCGAGGUGAAGUCCGUCACGUUCGAGAACGUGGUGUGCGUCCUGAACCGAGAGGUGGAGAGGUUCGCCACCACCAUGGAAGCCGGCAACCGGCAGCACAAACUGGAUCAGGACAAGAUCGAGGCUCUGAGCAACAAGGUGCGACAGCUGGAGCGCACGGUGGGGCUCAAGGACCUCACGGUCGCCGAGAUGGAGGGCCGGCUGAGGGAAAUGUCCGCCACAACCUUUGACGGCGUCUUCGUCUGGAGGAUCUCCGAUUUCGCCAAAAAGAGACAGGACGCCAUCGCGGGUCGAGCCCCGGCCAUGUUUUCACCAGCCUUCUACACCAGUAAGUACGGCUACAAGAUGUGUCUGCGGAUCUACCUGAACGGAGACGGGACCGGGCGCGGCAGCCACUUGUCCUUGUUCUUUGUGGUGAUGAGGGGGCUGAGUGACGCUCUGCUCAAGUGGCCUUUCAACCAGAAGGUGACCCUGAUGCUGCUGGACCAGAGCAACAGGGAGCACAUCAUCGACGCCUUUCGACCCGACGUCACUUCCUCCUCCUUCCAGCGGCCGGUGAGCGAGAUGAACAUCGCCAGCGGCUGCCCGCUCUUCUGCCCGCUCUCCAAGCUCGACGCCAAGAACUCGUACAUCCGCGACGACACCAUCUUCAUCAAGGCCAUCGUGGACCUCACCGGCCUCUAGACACACCUCCCCCCCCUCCCUCCCCCAUUCCUCUCCGGGUGCUACAGUUUGGCAAACAGGCAGCUCUUUCGACCAUUAAAAGCUUAAUUUCUGGCUCAAUCGUGGUCCCUUUAGGGCUCUGUUUCAGGCAGCUCGAUGUCCCCGUUCAGCUUCAGGGAGACAAACGUACGGCUGCAGAUUGUUCCGUCCGGACGGCGCCGGCAUCGUCGUAUCCGGGCCCUCCAUCGCUGUACAUUUCAGGGGGGGGGGGGGCGCGAAAAAGCCUCCUUCUUUUACUUUCUUUCAUUAUUUUUGACGUCACCGCACCGCUCCUACAGGGUGGGUGAAAUGUCACGGCAGCGAAGGUCAGCGAAGGUCAGCGCGGGGGUGAGUAGGAGCAGAGAGGUCGAUGAAAAAGGAGUGAAAAAAAAGAGUGAAUAUGCAUCCUAUUAGAACCGCGCGCUAGAACCGGGUCGUAGAUUCCAGAUCGUAGAGUUAGAGCACGGCUUCUUCAUUCAGCUUCUUUUUUCCUUGCAGAUUGUGGAUAUUGUGAGCUUCUCAAUUCCAGUGUCGAGUGAAUUUGCAUAGACAAACGUGGAGUUAUGUUAUGAAUAAGAUUACAGGCAUUUCUUUUUUGCCUUUUUUUUU